Molecule: messenger RNA, 1056 nt
Organism: Neomonachus schauinslandi (Hawaiian monk seal)
Lineage: Eukaryota; Metazoa; Chordata; Mammalia; Carnivora; Phocidae
Gene: GLIPR1
Product: GLI pathogenesis related 1
Exons: 6
Coding region: 72-884 (270 amino acids)
Cellular component (GO): extracellular region
Source: RefSeq, a predicted model, not a curated record
GUCAGUAAAACCGAGAGAGGCACCCACGUCAGGACCAGCCGUGGCUCUGGGGUCCACCCUCCCGGGGCUCCAUGCCAGGCAGACCGAGCAUGCGAGUCACACUUGCUUUGACAGUUUGGAUCGUUUCUGUAGUUCCCAGUCACGCAUAUACAGCAAGCAGUUUGCCGGAUAUCGAAAAUGAAGAUUUCAUCAAAGACUGUGUUCGGGUUCAUAACAAGUUCCGAUCAGAGGUGAAUCCGACAGCCAGUGCUAUGCUAUACAUGACGUGGGACCCAGCACUAGCCCGAAUUGCAAAAGCAUGGGCAAAAAACUGUCAGUUUGCACACAACGGACAGCUGCAGUCGAACAAGCUGCACCCGAAUUUCACUUUCGUGGGAGAAAAUAUCUGGACUGGGUCUGUAUCCAUAUUCUCUGUGUCUUCAGCCAUUACCAAAUGGCACAGUGAAAUUCAGGACUAUGACUUCGAGACUCAGAAAUGCACCAAGGUCUGUGGCCAUUACACUCAGGUUGUCUGGGCAGACAGUUAUAAAGUUGGCUGUGCAGUACAAUAUUGCCCCACAGUUUAUGGCAUUAACAGCUUAACCAAUGUAGCGCAUUUCAUAUGCAACUACGGACCAGGACAAAGCUUUCAAAGGCCAUACAGAAGAGGAUCUACUUGCAGUGCCUGCCCCAGUGAUGACAAAUGUUUGGACAACCUCUGCACUAACCCAAAGCGAGACAAAGUCACAGGUUACUACUCUAUUGUGCAUCCUGACUGGCCAGUAUUUUCACGCAACAGAUACCUAUCUCUCUUUCUCACUGUUAGUCCACCAAUCCUAAUACUGAGUGCUAUAAUGAUCAUUUGGGUCAAGCACAAAUACCCUCAUUUAGUUCUUUCAAACUAAUAGAAUCCACAAAAAAACCCACAAUUCAUUCAGAUAUGUGUUUUUUAAAAAAUUAACAGGUGUAUUUUUUAAUUCUAAUUUUAAAACAUUUCAGAAAAAAAUACGUUGCAGUAAACCCUUAAUAAAAAAACUGUUCAACUUCCUAUCUCUAGAAUAAACUCAUUUUUACUUU